Molecule: messenger RNA, 2550 nt
Organism: Eurytemora carolleeae
Lineage: Eukaryota; Metazoa; Arthropoda; Copepoda; Calanoida; Temoridae
Gene: dbo
Product: kelch-like protein diablo
Exons: 5
Coding region: 28-1818 (596 amino acids)
Molecular function (GO): protein binding
Source: RefSeq, a predicted model, not a curated record
AGGUGGUUCAAGUUGGUGUGGUUCAUUAUGAUGAUGGAAGAUACUAGACGCCAGGUGGCGAUGGGGGAUAUGGUUCAUGAUAUGUUGGUAGAUAGACCUCCUUCUCCAGCUAGGAUGGAGUACAGAAGUGAUAAACAUGCGAGGUCUACUUUAACAGAAUUGAGUUUGAUACGAAAACUUCACGAUCUAUGCGAUGUCGUCAUUAAUGUUGGGAAUAGAAAAAUAUAUGCACACAAGGUAAUAUUAGCUGCGUGCUCUCCGUACUUUAGAGCUAUGUUCACCGGCGCGCUGUCUGAAUCCAACCAAACAGAAGUCACUAUUAGAGAUGUGGACGAGACUGCUAUGGAUAUAUUGAUUGAUUUCUGCUACACAUCUAGUAUUGUAGUAGAGGAGAACAAUGUACAGACCCUUCUGCCUGCAGCGUGUCUUCUACAACUAGCAGAGAUUCAGGAUGUUUGCUGUGAAUUCCUCAAGAGACAACUUGAUCCAUCAAACUGUCUAGGUAUUCGCGCAUUUGCAGAUACGCAUGCGUGCCGGGAACUCCUAAGGAUUGCGGAUAAGUUUACGCAACAUAAUUUCCAGGAAGUGAUGGAUCAUGAAGAGUUCCUACUCCUUCCCCUCUCCCAACUCAUAGAUAUAAUAUCCUCUGACGAGCUGAAUGUGCGGAGCGAGGAACAAGUUUUCCAGGCUGUGAUGGCCUGGGUUAAAUAUAAUAUCAAUGAGAGGAGAAAUCAUCUAUCCCAUGUUCUACAGCAUGUACGGAUGCCCCUUCUCACACCUAAAUUUCUAGUUGGUACGGUUGGAUCAGAUAUCUUAAUAAAAUCAGAUGAAGCUUGUAGAGAUUUAGUAGAUGAAGCGAAGAAUUACCUUCUACUUCCUCAAGAGCGUCCUUUAAUGCAAGGACCCAGGACCAGACCAAGAAAACCUAUUCGUAAAGGGGAGGUAUUAUUUGCUGUAGGAGGCUGGUGCUCAGGGGAUGCCAUCGCGAGCGUGGAAAGAUAUGACCCUCAGACCGGAGAAUGGAAAAUGGUCUCGCCGAUGUCUAAACGACGGUGCGGGGUGGGAGUGGCGGUUCUUAACGAUUUAUUAUAUGCAGUCGGUGGUCACGACGGUCAAAGUUACUUAAACUCAAUUGAACGGUAUGACCCUCAAACUAAUCAGUGGUCUAGUGAUGUAGCUCCCACUUCUAGUUGUAGGACAAGUGUCGGGGUUGCAGUCCUGGACGGAUUCCUCUACGCGGUCGGGGGACAGGAUGGAGUAUCCUGUCUAAAUCAUGUUGAACGGUAUGAUCCCAAAGAAAACAAAUGGUCCAAGGUAGCGAGUAUGAACACCCGGAGGCUUGGUGUCGCUGUAGCAGUUCUCAACGGAUAUCUCUACGCUAUCGGGGGUUCAGACGGUCAAUGUCCUUUAAAUACUGUAGAACGGUAUGAUCCCAAAGGAAAUAAAUGGACGACCGUUUCGUCGAUGAGCACUCGGCGGAAACAUCUUGGUUGUGCGGUAUUUAAUAAUUUAAUCUAUGCUGUUGGAGGAAGAGAUGAUCAAACUGAAUUGUCAAGUGCAGAGAUAUAUAAUCCUAGUACAGGAUCCUGGAGUCCUAUGGUAGCUAUGAUGUCUAGACGGUCUGGUGUUGGAUUAGCAGUUGUAAACGGAUUACUGUACGCUGUGGGUGGGUUUGAUGGUACAACCUAUCUUAAGACGAUAGAACAGUAUGAUGCGGAUGCUAACAACUGGAAACUCUGCGGCACCAUGAACUUCCGGCGGUUGGGUGGAGGAGUUGGCGUUGUGCGAAUGCCGCAAUCAGAUUCCAGGCUUUGGUAGCACGGAGAGUCCCUUGAAACAUGGAAGCUUUAAAGCUAGCUUUUCUUAAGGUUCAUUUUUGUUAGAGCAGAGAGUAUGUUGUUCUUAAGAUCAGAACACAUCAAUAACUAGAGACUUUUCGAAAGUUUAAAGUAAAAGCAAGGUGUUUCAAGUUUUUGGGGACUCACUGUACUCAACACUCUUAGGUAGAGAAGUACGGUCAUUGUAAAUAAUAUUAUUUAUUUGUUACAAAUGCGAAUUAGAUUCAACAUAUUCUGCAGUACAUGUACGACACAUUCAGAAACUUGCAUAAUUACACGCUUUAGAAUAUAGAAUUAUAUUGCAAACAUCAUACACCCUUCAGCAGUCAAGACCUUAAUCUUAAUAUUCUUCGAAACAUUCAGAUGUAUACAGAGGAUUGUUUUUUAUUCUUUAAAACUGGUAAUUAUUAAACUUAAAAUUGUUCAACAGUGUAAGUGUUUUAACUUUUUUAAACAUGUCGUUUUGUUCAACUUUUCACAGUUCAAGUGUCCAACAGCUUUUUAACAAUAUAACUUGUUUGUUAUUCUUUAACCUCUUUCAAAACCAUUCAAUCAACUGUUAACUGUUAUUCUUUAACCUCUUUCAAAACCAUUCAAUCAACUGUUAACUGUUAUUCUUUAACCUCUUUCAAAACCAUUCAAUCAACUGUCAUGUUUUAAAAUUGGAAUGUUGAACUGCUCUUUAAGGACCAAUAUAAUUGUAUUGCAUUCA